AAGGCCACACUCUUGAAUUUGACUCUCCCACACGCUCACAGACAAACUCACACAUACACACACACUCAUAGUGGAAUAUGACUUUUGAAACCUGGUGUUUUCAGAUAUUAAGGGAGAUUUGCAACUCAUCCAUCUUCUGCAAUGAUGGUCAGGAAAGGAGGAGUUUAGUCAUCAAAGAAGAGUUGACAGAGAAAGCCUCAGAGAGUGCCACUAUAUCACAAACUCCACCGAGCAGCCAAUCAGGAUUCACCUCAACUAAGUAGUGACCAUCUAGUCAACCAUCUGCCUUUAUCGUCAUCUACGUCUUUCGCUAGCAGUUUCUCAAAGACUUUCUGUCCAGUCAAAGGCUCUUAUUCUAUGACUGCUCAUGGCCACCCUUAGCAGCGAGCGCAACAUUCAGGCUAAGAUCCAGGAAUUUGAGAAACAGAUGACAACUGAUGAAAAUGGCAUCCCGUUCCCACGACCUCGGAACACCACACGGCCAGCUGUGGCACCGAAACCCUCGGUCACUCCAAGACUCUCCAUCAGAAACGCCACAGAAGAAGUCACAAACGCACAGACUUAUCCAUGGAAUCAAUAUGAGGAGGUUAUCAGUACAAACAGCACUCCAGUGUUUCCACCUCCAGCACUGAGACCACAAAUGCCCAAAAAACCCUCACUAAACUCUAUUGAUCAGUUUAAACCUCUGAUUAAACCUCCUCCUCAGCUGCCGUCUCGUCCCUCUCUGCGCAGAGGCAGAAAUAUAAACUCCCCGGAAGAGGAUGCUGGAUUCAGCACUCCUCCAUUUUCUCCACGUCCUGCAAAUAACGGCCCUCAGAACACAAGCAACCACAGCAGCACCAAGGAGAACGAAUACGUAGACGCUCCUGUUAGUUUCUCGAAUGUGGCUCGUGCAGCAGCUUUCACCAGUGCAGUAACUCGCAAACCGACCAUCAUCAAAGUUCCCAGCAAACAGGAACAGGAGGAAUCUGACUGGUUCUCUCCUGCAUUUCCUGUUCAAAGAGCUUUAGAAGACCCUCCACCUUUCAUCAAACACAAGGACUUGUUCAAUUGUGUGCGCGAUCCUGUUCUUCCUCCACGCCCUGGUGGGGGUAAAGUUUUGCCCAAUCGAACACCUUCUGCCAAACCUGCCCCAGGACGUCCUCCUCUGCCACGAAGAGAGAGCGUCCAGCGAAACUCUACUCUGCAGUCACAAAACUCCAACAGACUGAGGCGUAACCCAUCGAAGAAAGCGCCCGUGCUUCCUCCCAGACCUAAUCCUGGACAUUCCCUUUACAACAAAUACACAUUGGAAAUCCCUCACGGCAUUGCCGAGUAUGACUACAAUGGCAUGCACACUGGAGAGCUCUCCUUUCAGAAAAAUGAAGUGCUGGUUCUGCUAAACCAAACAAACAGCCGAACGUUUGAAUGCCAAGUAGGAGACGUGAAAGGAACAGUGCAGACAUCUUACAUGAAGGUCAUCACACCGCUGUCCAACUACUCUCACCAUGACCCAAAUCAAGGGCCACAGGAGAGCGCUUCACGUCAGACGUUCGCCAGUUCAGCAGAAAACGGCAUUCUGCAGGUUCAAGCACUUUAUGACUUCACGCCAGAGGGUCCUGGAGAACUCGGGCUGAAAGCUGGCGACAUCAUUAAUAACGUAGAGCAGCUAGACAGCGAGUGGUACUUGGGAACAUCCAGAGGAUUUACAGGCUUCUUCCCCAUUAACUACGUCAAAACACUGCCCAGACAGCCUGCAGCUGCACAUGUACCUGUGUCUUCACCUAGACCUGUGCCUGCUACGCCUCAGAAAAUCAGUGACUCAGUGUGUAGCGGCCCCCGGUGUGUGGCGAGGUUCGACUUCGAGGGCGAGCACAGCGAUGAGCUCUCAUUUACCGACGGUCAAGUGAUCCAACUCCUGGAGUACCUGGGAGAGGAAUGGGCUCGAGGCCAGAUAGGCAGCCAUGUUGGAAUUUUCCCGCUUAACUUUGUGGAUAUAACAGAGGAUCUUCCACCUUCACCUGCAAAAAAACAGAACAGGAUUCCACUGCCUGGCAUGGCUGCUUCAAACAACAUGCAGGCUGCAGCUUCGCCACAUACUCAGGCGUGUGGAGUGGAGCGUGUCAAGGCUCUGUAUGACUUCACGGCGCAGACGGACGGGGAUCUGUCAUUCCUGAGAGGUGACGUGAUCGAAGUGAUAGAACACAUCGAUGAGGAAUGGAGUCAUGGAAGACUGAAUGGCAGAGAAGGGUUAUUCCCUACAUCAUUCACAGAGACACACACAGGUGGUAACUCACGCCGUUGACCUCUGGAGCAGGCGAAGGAAAAACAUGGGCGAGCAAAAACAACUUAGAAAAUGUUAUUUUAUUUACUAUUAUGUGCAUGAAAUGCCGGAUCCUUCUUUUGGUGAAACAGAGCUGCUUUUCUGUGUGCGUGUGUGUGGGUGUGACUUUCAUAAAUGUGAUUAUUUAUCCAUUUGCAUUAUAAUUUUUUCGGUUUACAAAAAAAAAAAAAGAUUUGGAGCAACCGAAAUGUUUCGGGCAACUGAUUCAUUUGUGAUGAAUAACUUGUGCAGUUUACAGUUGAGAUUUUUGGUUGGAUAUAGAAAAGAUUUUAUUGAAAUGAACAUAAACUAUGUUCUUUACAGUAUUCAUUCCUGGACUUUGGUCCUACAUGUAGUACAUGUGUUUUGCCUACACAAGCAAAAAUAUAGAAUGUAACAAAAAUGAAUAACCAACAUUUAUAUUGCUUCCUCGGUUCCUCCUACUUUUUAUACUGUAUAUAAAAGAAAUUAAUAAAAGAAAUGUGAAGCAUUAUUCAUUAACUCAA
Molecule: messenger RNA, 2808 nt
Organism: Silurus meridionalis
Lineage: Eukaryota; Metazoa; Chordata; Actinopteri; Siluriformes; Siluridae
Gene: sh3d19
Product: SH3 domain containing 19
Exons: 16
Coding region: 368-2284 (638 amino acids)
Biological process (GO): protein transport to vacuole involved in ubiquitin-dependent protein catabolic process via the multivesicular body sorting pathway
Cellular component (GO): ESCRT-0 complex
Molecular function (GO): protein binding
Source: RefSeq, a predicted model, not a curated record